Messenger RNA from Thamnophis sirtalis, 2706 nucleotides. NCBI's taxonomy places the organism in Eukaryota, Metazoa, Chordata, Lepidosauria, Squamata, Natricidae. The record is from RefSeq and is a predicted model, not a curated record.
CACAUAUGUGCAAGAGGAACCUUUACCUUUUAGAGGCUGAUACAUAUUUGGAAUAUUUUAAUGGGAUAUUCCAAGGAGAUAUCUUUGCUUGGUCAUGCCUCUAAUCCCAUUAUUUCUUAUACUAUAUAUGGCGUGUGUGUCAAAUCUUUGUGGCAUUUUUGCCCUGAUUUGCUACACCCAUUGUAGCACAAAGGUGCAAAAUGUUAAUUGAUAGAUUGUUUAUUUGUUAAUAGAUCCAAAUGAGGAAUCACAGCUCUGUUUGACUGUAGGGGAGAGCUCCUUGGGGUAGUUCCCUAUGUCUUAAAAUCCAUCCUGCCACUGAAUAAUUUUUUUUUAGAAAGGGGGUUAGUCUCUUCAGUCCAAUUAAGUCCUUUUCCUUUGUCUCUUCCAAGAAGUCCACCAAGAAAGCCAUGUGUGCAUUGGAAUGUCUCGGCCUGAGGACAUCACAAUCUGAAUCGGCACCUGUGGUUUACCAAGCCUCCAGCACAAUGACACGAGACGUGGGCCUGGAUGACGAGCUUCCAGACUGGGCUGGAGCCAAGGAAUUCUACCAAAAAUAUGACCCCAAGGACGUUAUUGGCAGAGGGGUUAGCAGCGUGGUCCGGCGAUGUAUUCACAAGCAGACAGGACAGGAGUUUGCAGUGAAGAUCAUUGAGGUAACCCCGGAGCGCAUGACUCCCCAGCAGCUGGAAGAAGUGCGCUUGUCAACCAGCAAAGAGAUUGCCAUCCUGCACCAGGUGUCCGGUCACCCAUUCAUCAUCACGCUGAUAGAUUCCUAUGAGACAUCUACUUUCAUGUUCCUAGUCUUUGAUUUAAUGAGACGUGGUGAGCUUUUUGACUAUCUUACGGAGAAAGUAACCAUCAGUGAAAAAGAGACCAGGUGCAUCAUGCGUGCCCUCCUGGAGGCCGUAAACUACCUUCAUGAGAACCAUAUCGUCCAUCGCGACCUCAAACCGGAGAACAUCCUGAUGAACGACGAUCUUAGCAUCAAACUGUCUGAUUUUGGCUUCUCUUGCCAUUUGAAGCCGGGAGAGAAACUUCGAGAACUAUGCGGUACCCCAGGCUAUCUGGCACCAGAAAUAUUGAAAUGUUCUAUGGACGAGACUCACCCUGGUUAUGGGAAGGAGGUGGAUCUCUGGGCCUGUGGCGUUAUCUUUUUCACCCUCCUGGCCGGCUCUCCCCCUUUCUGGCACCGCAAACAGAUGUUGAUGCUUCGGAUGAUCAUGGAAGGCCGGUAUCACUUUGGUUCUCCAGAGUGGGAUGACCGAUCCGACACAGUCAAGGAUUUGAUCUGCCGACUGCUGAAAGUAGAUCCCGUGGAAAGGCUGAGCGCUGAGGAGGCGCUGCAGCACCCCUUUUUCCAGCGCUACGGAAAGGAGCAGCGGCAUUUCAGUCCCUUCCAUAAGUUCAGAGUCAUUGUGUGGACAGUUCGGGCUUCCAUCCGCAUCUAUUCCAGCUACCGCCGGGUGCGCCCGGUCACGAAGGAGCUGCUGCUGUGCGACCCCUAUGCCCUCAAGGGGGUGCGCAAGCUGAUUGACGCUUGUGCCUUCCGAAUCUACGGCCACUGGGUCAAGAAGGGUGAACAACAGAACCGGGCCGCCCUCUUCGAAAAUGUCCCCAAGGCCAUCCAGAUGGUCUUGCUAAACACGGAAGGAGAGGAGGCCCCGCCCUCGGAAGAGCCCUUCUGCCAGAAAGACACCUUCGAGCCCCUGUGAAACAGGAGUGGGUGAGGGGUGUUGAGGGGGCAGGGGGGUUUCACAGAACUGAAUCUCAUCCUUGCCCCCAUGGGGAGAGGACAGCCAAUGGCUAAAGUCCUCCUUUGGGUUCCUUGUGCACGGAAGAGACUUUCUAGGGAACAAGAACCCGGGGAAUCUUGAAUUUUGGGUUGAUGGGACAGGAUUCCCUGAUUGUACCUGGAAGGUUGUUCUGGAUUUGGGUAGGGUUGAUGUCACACUGAUGGUGUUGGUCCAAAAGGAGGGACAGGGGAGAGCAAUCUGCUUCUUCUGCAAGACCAGGAGCCCCUGACAAAACCCUUUGCGCAGUAAGGACUGUCCGGGGGCCUCAUCCAUCACUGGAAUCCCUUCUGCUGAGGGAACAAUCUGUGUCUUUAGAUUUGGACAGUAUUGGAGAUCAAGUAUGGGAUCAGAUUUUGCAUCUCUCCUCCUUGCUGCAAUCAAGUAGUGGACGUGGCUUUUUUGCUGAUCUGCUUGUUGUUGUUUGUUUCCUGUCAUCCCCCACCUUACAAUUGGACAACUAUAAUAAAAGUGAAAUAUGAUCGCAGGUGUCUUCAGAGUUGGGCUUCCUUUUCGUUGUAAGGUUUGGAGGAGGAAUUCAUAAUAAUUUAUACUGAAACAGAGGCCUUGCCAGACAUGUCUUCCCCAGGUCCCAGAAAUUCCCAAGCACUGUGCCCAAAGUGGAGGGAAUGAUGCAGCUGGAAUCUGGCAUGUCCCAGGAAAAAAACAUUUAGGCCACAAUGGCAGAAUGGGUGGAACUGGGCUAGGAUGAGGGAAGGUUUGCCCAAAACAACCGUACCCAGGUUCACGGGAGUCUAGUUGGCAGUGUUGUAUUCCAGUCAAAGCUUCUAAUUAAAGAAAUAUUUCUGUUUGCCCAGCCAAGUUACAUUAUGUUGGCCAGGAGUGCUCAGAUUGAGGCACGAGGCUCCCCAGAAUCUUUCCAACACCUGAACGUAUUUAUUUAUAUCCUGCC